Messenger RNA from Epithele typhae, 672 nucleotides. RefSeq lists its product as uncharacterized. The record is from RefSeq and is a predicted model, not a curated record. Lineage: Eukaryota; Fungi; Basidiomycota; Agaricomycetes; Polyporales; Epitheliaceae. Bases 1 to 672 code for a protein of 223 amino acids. The transcript has 3 exons.
AUGGCUCGCGAGAUCCAGAAGCUCCCAUUCAACCUUCUGGUGAAAUUGAUGGCUUUCUCGGAUGACAACACGGUUUCCUGCCUCAUGAAGACCAGCAAAUACCUCCACCACCAUGGCGCUCGGUUCCUCCUGGAUUACGGCCUCAUCACUCUCAGCACGAACGAGGAUCUUCGUUCACUCAUAACCUUCCUCUGCGUCCACGGCGGAUAUCGCCUCAGCUACCUCGAAGGGCUAGACCUCGACAUACCAUCGUUGAAGCCGGACUCUGCCAAGCUGCUCAAGAGGUUAUUGGGCGAGUCCACAGCCCAGAUCCGCCUCACGACGUUGCAUAUUCUCGAUGUCGAGAGUUUGCUAGCCACUCGUCCGAGCCUCGCCCAUCGGUUCGCCGCCUUGUCGACCAUCACAUCCCUCGUGAUGGUCGACAUCGCCUGUGAACCUGCUCAAGACUGUGUCGACGACGGCGCAGAAGAGGACUCCAAGAACCCAAUCCUUUUGUUGAAGAACUCGCCGUCGACGCCUUACUUCCCUGUCUAUCCGCACGUCACCCGGCUCGUCCCCGCGGACAUCGACACCUCACAGAUCCUCCCCCUCGUCCGCGCGUUCCCGAACCUCACCCACCUCGACUUCAACAUCCGGGCAGACGUGAUGCGCGACCUGCACGACGACCCCUAG